CAUUUAAAAAAAAAAAAGAAGAAGAAAGAACAAAGAUCAGAGAAGAGAGAGAGAGAGAGAGAGAGAGAGAGAGAGAGAGAAUGGAGACGAUCACGCAUCGGACGGUGGAGGUGAACGGGAUCAAGAUGCACGUGGCGGAGAAGGGGGAGGGCCCUGUGGUGCUGCUGCUCCACGGGUUCCCGGAGCUCUGGUACACGUGGCGGCACCAGAUCCUCUCCCUCGCCGGCCGCGGCUUCCGCGCCGUCGCCCCCGACCUCCGCGGCUACGGCGACUCCGACGCGCCCCCGUGUCCCUCCUCCUACUCCGUCCUCCACGUCAUCGGCGACCUCGUCGCCCUCAUCCAAUCCCUCGGCCAACAACAAGUGUUUGUGGUGGGGCAUGACUGGGGAGCGGUGGUGGCAUGGAGCCUGUGCUUGCUCCGGCCGGAUUUGGUGAAGGCGCUGGUAAACCUGAGCGUUGUGUUCAACGCCCGCCACCCGUCGCGACGGCCGGUGGAUUCGAUUAGGGCAAUCUUUGGAGAAGAUCACUAUAUCUGCCGAUUCCAGGAACCUGGAGUGGCUGAAGCUGAAUUUGCUCGCAUUGACACCGCACUACUAAUUAAGAAAUUCUUAACAUAUCGCAAGCCAUCGGCUCUUGUUGUGUCCAAAGAGAAAGGAUUUGGCGGCUCCUUUGAUACAGUAAUUAACUUGCCCUCUUGGUUGUCUGAAGAAGAUAUAAACUAUUUCGCCAGCAAAUUCAAGCAGUCGGGCUUUACUGGAGGAUUGAACUACUACCGAUGCAUGAACUUGAACUGGGAGCUAUUAGCACCUUGGACAGGGGAGCCAAUAAAAGUGCCUGUGAAAUUUAUUGUGGGGGAUUUGGACUUGACCUACCACACCCCAGGUGUUCAAGCUUACAUACACGAGGGUGGGUUCAGGAAGGAUGUUCCCUUCCUUCAAGAUGUUGUUGUAAUGGAAGGAGUGGGCCACUUCAUUAACCAAGAAAAGCCAAAUGAGAUCUCUGAUCACAUUUAUGAGUUCAUUCGAAAGUUCUAGAUCUCCAAUGAACUUUUUUUUAUUUUUUUUGUUUUGCAGCUUAUCUUGUUUCAGUUAUAUGUACUACUAAAGCUGGUAAAUUCUAACUGACUACACUUUUUUUCAGAAAAGUUACAUGUAAUGGGCUUGUAAUAAUGAUUGUGCUGUUAGCAUAAUCGCAUGAGAUAAUGUAUGUGCUUGUGUGCAAAGCUAGUUGAAUGUUAGUGUUGAAUGACUGGGAAAA
This is a messenger RNA of Ananas comosus (pineapple), 1257 nucleotides long. RefSeq names its product epoxide hydrolase A-like. Lineage: Eukaryota; Viridiplantae; Streptophyta; Magnoliopsida; Poales; Bromeliaceae. Bases 81 to 1034 code for a protein of 317 amino acids. Gene Ontology annotation, molecular function: hydrolase activity. The transcript is spliced from 4 exons. The record is from RefSeq and is a predicted model, not a curated record.